ACCUUGGUUCUGUCCCACCUCACUGAGAUCCACUGUAAAUAUAAAUGAGGUGUUGUUGGGGGAGGUACCAUAAGACAGAAAAACUUUGAAACAAAAACAUUAGGGACUAGAGAUCCAGACCGUCUAUGCCAAGCAAGAGACACAACACACAAUCGUAAAGAUGGGAGACCCGAUCCAGUUAAAAGAUGAGGGAAACAAACACUUCCAGGCAGGAGAAACAGACAAGGCUAUUGAGUGCUACACUAAAGCCAUAAAGGCGUGCAAGGACAAAAACGUGCUUGCUGUCAUUUACAGGAACAGAUCUGCAUGCUACCUAAAACAGGAAAGCUAUGCCAAUGCAGCAUCUGAUGCAUCUAAAGCAAUUGAUGUUGAUGCAGCAGAUAUUAAAGCCUUGUACCGGCGUUGCCAAGCUCUGGAGAAACUAGGAAAACUGGACAUGGCCUUCAAAGAUGUGCAGAGAUGUGCCACCAUCGAACCAAAGAAUAAGACCUUCCUGGAGACUCUCCGCAGGCUAGGAGCAGACAUCCAGGCCAAGCUCAAGACAACAUUCUCCACAGAUUCGAGGGUACAGAACAUGUUUGACAUUCUCCUUGAUGACGAAAUGGAAACGGAAAAGAGGGAAAGAGCUGCCAACAACCUGAUUGUGCUGUCAAGAGAGGAUGCCGGAGCAGAGAGAAUCUUCCAGAAUAAUGGAGUGCCUCUGUUGCUCAACAUGAUAGAGUCAGGCAAACGAGAAAUGAUCCUGGCUGCUGUUCGUACAUUGUCAGGAAUGUGCACAGGACACAAAGCACGGGCCAUGGCCAUUAUUCAGAUGGUGGGCGUUGAUAAGAUGUGCAGCAUCAUGGCUGUUGACAAUGAGGAGAUCGCACUGGCAACCUGCAACCUCUUCCAGUGCAUCAAUGACUCCCUCACUGGUGGAGAUAAAAGGGAAUAUGGGAAAGAAGAGGCCUUGGUUUUGGAUGCAUCUAAAGACCUAAAGACCAUCCUCCUCUCUCUGUUGGAGAUGGUUGCUAAUAAGAAAGUGCCUGGCCAUGGCAGAGACCAGGCACUUAACCUCCUGAGCAGGAACGUACCUCGCACUACCAAGAAAGCGAAAGACAACUCCAGGACCCUCUUCACUAUUGACCAUGGUCUGAAGAAGAUCCUGAAGGUGUGUGGUCAGGUUCCCGAACUGCCAGACCAGCUGCCCAUGACAGAGAACACACAGCUGAUUGCCAGCGUGCUUCUCGACAAGCUCUAUGACGACCUCAUAUGUGACCCAGAGAGAAACAACUUCAGGGACAUUUGUGAUGAAUAUAUCAAAUCCAAAAUUGACCCCAAUGACAUGGACAAGACCAUUCAUGCUGUCAACACUAUCUCAGGGCUGCUUCAGGGUCCGUUUGAUGUUGGUAAUGCCCUGGUUGGACGGCAAGGCAUAAUGGAGAUGAUGGUGGCACUUUGUGGCUCUGAACGUGAGGUGGACCAGAUGGUGGCUGUGGAGGCGCUGAUCCAUUCCUCCUCGAAGAUGAGCCGCGCCUCCUUCAUCAUCACCAAUGGGGUGUCACUACUUAAGGACAUCUACAAGAAGACCAAGAACGAGAAGAUUAAAAUCCGUGCGCUGGUGGGUCUCUGUAAACUGGGUUCAGCUGGAGGGGAUGAUUACGCUUUAAGGCAGUUUGCAGAGGGCUCCACAGAGAAGCUGGCCAAGCAGUGCAGAAAGUGGCUCUGUAAUCCCCAGAUUGAUACAAAAACAAGGAAGUGGGCUAUCGAGGGUCUAGCUUAUCUGACUAAUGAUGCUGACGUGAAAGAUGACUUUGUUGAGGAUGAGCCUGCCCUGAAAGCCAUGUUUGAACUAGCCAAAUCUACAGAUAAGACAAUUAUAUAUGCGGUUGCUUGCACCCUGGUUAACUGCACCAACAGCUAUGAAAAGAAAGAAAUCAUGCCUGAGCUUGUUCAACUUGCCAAGUUCUCAAAGCAGCACGUGCCUGAGCAGCACCCCAAGGACAAGAAGGACUUUAUUGACAAGAGAGUGAAAAGGCUGCUGAAGGCUGGAAUCACUUCAGCUCUUGCUGUCAUGGUGAAAGCUGACAGCACCAUCCUGACCAACCAGACCAAGGAGAUGCUGGCAAGGGUAUUCUUGGCAUUGUCACAGGAUCCCAAAGAUCGUGGUAUAAUUGUAGCCCAGGGUGGGGGAAAGGCUUUGAUACCACUUGCUCUGGAAGGGACAGAUGCUGGAAAGACGAGGGCCAGCCACGCCCUUGCCAAGAUUGCAGCUAUUUCCAACCCAGAAAUCGCCUUCCCUGGUGAGAGGGUGUAUGAGGUGGUGCGACCUUUAGUUAGCCUCCUCCAAACAGACAAAGACGGAAUGCAGAACUACGAAGCUCUGAAAGGCCUCACCAACUUGGCUGGUUUCAGUGAAAAACUAAGAGUAAAGAUUUUGAAAGAGAAAGCUCUGCCAGAGAUCGAGAACUACAUGUUUGAGGAUCAUGACCAGAUCAGACAGGCUGCCACUGAAUGCAUGUGCAACCUUGUUACAUGUAAACAGGUCCAAGACCGUUAUCUGGAAGAUGGCAAUGAUAAGCUGAAGCUAAUGAUACUGCUAUGUGGCGAGGAUGACGACAAUCUUCAGAUAGCUGCAGCUGGAGCUCUCGCCAUGCUUACUGCUGCUGAGAAGAAGCUCUGCAACAAACUGACCCUGGUGACCACCCAGUGGCUGGAGAUCCUGCAGAGGUUGUGUCUCCAUACCAACCCUAAUGUUCAGCAUCGUGGCCUUGUGAUUGUCUACAACUUGCUCAACUCAGACGACAGUGAGCUGGCCAAGAAGCUGAUCGAGAGUGAGCUGCUGGAAAUCCUCACAGUGAUUGGCAAGGCGGAGGACAAUCCCAGGAGACAGGGGGCCAUCGAUGCAGCACGCACAUGCCUGGUCAGAGCUAUGGAUCUUGGUCUCAUCAAACCGUUCACGAGCCCUUCUUAAACUGCUGACAACAAGAAAAACAACAACAAUGGACAUCCUUCUUUAUUUCCUUUAAAUACACACUUGUUUUCCCCCACAUCAAAGAUAUGAAAUAAUUCUCCAACCUGACUUCAAAUCUCUUAAAUAAUCUCUCACAAUAUAAAUCAGCGUUUUUUUUUUUUUUUUUUUACAUAAGCUGUUUGGGGCUUUUGUAGUAGAAUAAGAAGGGGAUUUUUCCAUCAGGAAGCAUCUCUUCUUUGUUUUGAGAAGAAGAAAUGUAUUAUUUAUAUUUGUGCUGUGAAUUAAUGUUUAAAGACUGACAAUUUUACAUGUGUUUUUUCCACUGUUUUUCUUAGAAGGGACACAUUUCCAUAAACAGAAAUAUAAGACAGCCCAGCUUGUGACUUGACUCAGCACAUGGUGGAAAUAUUGCUUUGCAGAUGAAUACAUGAAAGGCAAUUGCAUAAUUGUUUUUAUGACCAAAUGCAAAACAUGCAGAGUUUGAAAAAAAACUAAAAAUAGCUGAGCUAAGUAAAGUACUACAUUGAUUAAACCCA
Molecule: messenger RNA, 3489 nt
Organism: Sander lucioperca (pikeperch)
Lineage: Eukaryota; Metazoa; Chordata; Actinopteri; Perciformes; Percidae
Gene: unc45b
Product: unc-45 myosin chaperone B
Exons: 20
Coding region: 161-2953 (930 amino acids)
Molecular function (GO): Hsp90 protein binding
Source: RefSeq, a predicted model, not a curated record